Brassica rapa (field mustard) is the source of this 1349-nucleotide messenger RNA. RefSeq names its product ADP-ribosylation factor 2-B. The record is from RefSeq and is a predicted model, not a curated record. Gene Ontology annotation, molecular function: GTP binding; GTPase activity. NCBI's taxonomy places the organism in Eukaryota, Viridiplantae, Streptophyta, Magnoliopsida, Brassicales, Brassicaceae.
CAGAUUUAAUCAUUAGAAAAUUAAUAUACUAUAUCAUCUUAAUACUUUACUCAAUCCAGGCCAAAAUUAGACUAUACCAAACCGUAAUCAGAUUGCUUACUCCUGUCUAUGGAAUCUUCUUCUUUUUUUAAUCAACAAAAAGCUCUAAAAGAAGUUAUACUCAAAAAAAAAGAUACAUUGAUAAUGACAUGGCAACUUUCUACUGGUCGGACAGCAUCAAUGAAUAAAGUUUCGUUUCGUAGCACACAAGGAAGAAGCUAUUGCUGACGUGUCAACUACUGAUUGGCUUGACUGCAUGAGCACAUGACGAAGUCAAACACCUGCACUCGGUCAUGGAAGAAUCAAAUGGCGUACUUUCGUAAAUCAAACGUUAUUUUCCCCUUAUAAAAGUCCUCUCUUAAAGCCUUUUAUCUCUUUCAAACUUGUUCUUUGGCGUUAUCCCCUUGUUCUACAGAGGUACGUUAUUGUUGGCUCGUCGUUAAGAGAGAUCAUCAAGUGUUGGCAGGCUAUAACCUCUGUGUUUGGAUAAGUUUUUAAGAAUCUUUCAACGUCUCCUAGUGGGUUGUGCGGUAAAGCAAGAUGGGUUUGGGUUUUGCCAAGCUUGUUAGCAGUCUCUUUGCAAAGAAGGAGAUGCGACUACUGAUGGUUGGUCUUGAUGCUGCUGGUAAGACCACUAUUCUUUACAAGCUCAAGCUCGGAGAGAUUGUCACCACCAUCCCCACUAUUGGUUUCAACGUGGAAACUGUGGAGUACAGGAACAUCAGUUUCACAGUGUGGGAUGUCGGGGGUCAAGACAAGAUCCGUCCCUUGUGGAAGUACUACUUCCAGAACACUCAGGGUCUGAUCUUUGUUGUGGACAGCAACGACAGAGACAGAAUUGCGGAGGCUAGAGAUGAACUGCAUAGGAUGCUCAAUGAGGACGAGCUGCGUGAUGCUGUGUUGCUUUUGUUUGCCAACAAGCAAGAUCUUCCAAUUGCGAUGAAUGCAGCUGAAAUCACAGAUAAGCUUGGCCUUCACACCUUACGUCAGCGUCACUGGUACAUUCAGAGCACUUGCGCCACUUCAGGUGAAGGACUGUACGAAGGUCUCGAAUGGCUGUCCAAUAACAUCCGUGGCAAGGCGUAAUGAAGAAAAAACUGCAUUGCAUCGAGAUGCUUCUUCCUGCUGCUGUGUGUGUGUGUUGGGGUAAUAUCUGGAUGCAAGAGAAGAUUGUAGAUAUUAUUAUAUGAACCUUUUUUAUAUUGGGUAUGUGAAUGGUCUGAUUGUACAAGUACAUGUCUUGUAUGGUUAUUGCUUUCGUUGUACUUAAAUAAAACAUGGAUUGAUGAUUGAAUGUUACUGCUUUCUUG